Molecule: messenger RNA, 23735 nt
Organism: Cinara cedri
Lineage: Eukaryota; Metazoa; Arthropoda; Insecta; Hemiptera; Aphididae
Source: the annotation of a GenBank genome assembly
GAUGCCUAGGAAAUGUUUGCCGUCCUUAGAAAAAUAUUUUAAUUUUCUCCAUUGUGUUUUUCCAUAGAAAAUGUUUAUUUAUUGAAUAAUUUCUUUGUUGUUGUAUGUUUUUUUUUUGUAUUAAUUGUGCCCUUUUAUUCGGUUUUAUUGUAUCACUUACAUCGUCUUUUCAGUACUGCCAUCGACGAUUGAAAUAAUGUAACACCUACUUACUGUAGACAAAGUAAUGGUCUCCGUUUAAGUCGGACGGUAGCCGUUCAUCGGCUUUGUUAUUGACGAGACGGACAUCAGCUAAACCGUUCGUUCGGAGCGACGUUAAUCGUCGAUAUAUCUACGAUCCUCGCACGUUGGAAAUAUAUGGAUCGUUUCAUCACGUUCUCGACUACCAUAUCGAAAUUUUGGGUUCUCCAUUUUGGUUCCAUUGACGGUGAAUUUCAACGUGUGAUCGUCGCGUUUAAUGAUAAUUUAAUAUUAUCAUUAUUACAUUCUUCUGCAUUAAAGAAGAGAGCUUCAAAUAGUCUUGAAGCUUUCGAGGCCUUCAUGGAACUAUGAACCUGGAUUCAUUGUCAUAUACGUUGUCGCAAAUCAGCUAUCUCGUUGCUAAUUUGUCGAAAAAAAACUACAAAUCCAGUGUUCAGGAAUUGUCAGACGUAAGUAAAAUACAGUAACAAUAAGAAUAAAUGUUUAAAUAAUAUUAAACAUAUAAUAAUAUAUCAAGGAUUUCUUAUCUUAUUCAAAUGUGUUUAUUCUUGUAUCUAAUGACUAAUUUUUUUUAUUAUGCUUUAAUUAUAAAACAAGUACAUUUUUUAUAUUAUGAGUUUACUUAAUUACUAUUUAUAACUGACUACCAGAUUAGAAUCAUUGAUUAAUGGUUCUAAAUUAUCAUAUUUAUUCUAGGUACACUAUAAGCCGAGUUAUCACUUAAUAGUAUAUCCACGUUAUUCUUUUUAAAUUAAGUUGUAUUACUUAUAUUUAAUCCAUAAAUAUAUACAAUUUACUAUAAUGAAAGUAGUUGAUUAAAAAAUUAUUAUUUUGAACUGGAAUUUUGUAUAUAAUAUUUUUUCGGUACCUACUAUUAGAGUUACUUAGUUGUUAGAUAAACAGUUUGGUACUUGAAUGUUUAGUUUACAAAUAAAUCGAAUAUUUUUUGCUCAUUCAUUAUUAAAAUUCACUAAAUUGCUUUUUUACUAAUAUUUAGUUAUUAAUUUAUUCUUAUAUUACCAAGACUCAAUACUUUUAGCAUUUGUGUAUCUGUUUUGAUAGGUACUAAAAACACCCAAGUGAGCUAUAGAUUUGUUUUGUAAUAAUUAAAGAAAAAAAAAAUUGUUCCGCGUUUCAAAGUUUUGAUGGUAUUUUGCUAAUUUUUGACAUUUUAUCAUUUUAAGUAUAUAUAUAAAUGAUAUGAUUUUUAUUAUUGACAUCAUCAAAAAGAUAUCAUUGCGCUUAUUACAACCGUUUUUGGAGUUACAAGUUACGAGCUUUGCUUAUUACGCUUGAAAGUCAUAAAUGAAAAGUGGUAUACACAUUUAUUAUUGAAUCACUUUUUCAUAUAAUAUAUCUAAUUAGAAUGAAAUAUUAUUUAAUAUAAACUAUAUUAGGUACUUGGCCAAAAUAUAAUAAAUUCAAUUUUAAAAAGUAGGUAGUUGUUAAUCUAGUUAGAUCUAGAUUACUUUUAGAAUUAUAUGGUGAAAUAAAUAUAUAGCUACUACUUUACUAUUUACCUAUAAGGCUAUAACCAUUGAUGUUACAGUAGUUAAAAUUAUUGGUACAACUAGUACUUAACAAUCUAAUUUACACCAUAGAUUAUAUAAUCUGUGCCUAAACUCUAUUCAGAAUAAGUAGCUCGAUAAAAUGGCACCAAUUUGUGCAUCCAUAACUGAGCAUUCAAAUGCAGAACCACCACCGGUAAACACUAACUUUAUGUAACACAUACAUGUUUUUUUACACUGCCCGGUGCCUUCUUAUUUUGAAUAGAGUAUUUGUAGUACAUUAUAUUUUGAUUUGAUGGUUUAACCUUGGAUUUUACAAUAAUUUUUUUUUUCAAAAACAAAUUUUAUCUAUAAUCUGGCAGGUGAGAGAAUGUUACUGAGUGGCGAAAAAAACUCAUCUGUUCUUGCACAUUCCUACGACGAGUAGAUAGUAGAGUGAGAUAAAUUAGGGCACAAAACCGCGGGAGCUUGUUCAUUUAGAUGCACCAAGGAGUUGCGUUCUCUCAACAACCGGAGUAUAGUUAGUGUAUUGAAGAAGUCAAUAUUUUAUUUUCCUUGUAGUUUCCAAAUAAUUGGAGUUACUCGUGGGAGGGGGGAGUUGAAGCCAUAACAGUCUGUUAUUUUUGUUUUUACUUUUGUUAUUUGGUUAAAAAUGUGGAUAUCUGACAUAAAGCCUUUCUUAAUGUGUUGAUAUGUUCAAAACAUUUUUAGUUAUUUUUAAGUUAUUUAAAAUAAUUUUAAAUUUUUGAGAUUUUAACUUUUAAUUUAGUUUUAUGUGGAUAAAUUGUUUUGGUUGAGCAGAAAUAUUUGAAGUAUAAAAACUCUAGGUUUGUCAUAAAUGAUAUCUAGAGUAAAUUAAGAAUUUGUUAUAUAGAAUGAUUAUAGAAUUAAUUGACUUUACUUGCACAAAAUAAAGUUGGUAAAGAUAUUAAUAAGUUAAUCUUUUCAGUUUUCAGUGUUUUUUGUUACAUGGAAAAUAAGAGAAUUAUUGUUGGAAUAUAAUUUAUAACCCUGUAAUACAAGGUUGACAUUUCAUUACCUUACGGAUCUAUUUCUAAAUCAGUGACCUAAUUUUUAAUUUUUAAUUUUUUCUGGGAGACGAGGAAGAUAUUAUUUAUAAUAAGAUCUAUCUUUUAUGUCUCCCCUCCCCCCCAUAUUAUGCUUUUAGCUUUUGGAUAGCUUGCUGGCUUAACUUGGCCCCUAAAUUGAAACCCCGUAUGAAUAGAAAGUGGUUAUCAUAUAUAUUAGUUUCUAAUUUAAUGAAUGAAGGACAUUUAAGAGUAUAUUUGAUUGAUUCCUUUUGUUUUUAAUGUGGGGAGUCCAAUUGUUUUAACUAAUUUCAUUGUAUUCAACUUUUCUGUAAUUUUACAUUUAAAUAUAAAUUAUAGAAUAAAUAAUAAAUUGUAUGAAACAUUUACAAACUAUAAUAAUAUAAAUAUUUGAAGUAUGAUGAAUUCUUAGUUAUUAUGUUAUGCUAUAUUAUUAUUGUUUGGUGUAUGACAAUGUUUUAUAUUUUGUUAAGUUUUUUUUUUUUUUUUUGGAACGUAGCGAGAGAUCUAUUGGUUUUAUUAUGUUUAUGAUGUAUGUUUUUUUUUCUGUCUAUAAACAAAAUUUUUCGAAAAGAAAUCUUGAUCUGAUGUAUUAAGUGUAGCACCUUCCCUAAAAAGAAAUAAUUAGUAAUAAUUGGGAAAACAGCAAAUAAAUAUAUUGAUAAAACAUUAAAUAUUUACAGUGCUCUGCUGCGUUGCUGAUUUCAUUGUUUUCAGUUUUUUCAAACCAUGUUUUAAUCAAAAAGUGCCUAGAUACUUUCUUUAUUGGAUUUUAUUUAGAUCUAGUUGCUCAUAGUAAGUUGUUUUUGCUUUUCCAAAUAAUUUUUAUAGUAAUCGGGAAAACGAAAAAAAUGUAAAACUGAACCAAUUUAAGUCGUACACUUUCAUUAUUUUAAAUUUGUACGCGAAAUAUUUCUUCAAUAGACAAAUGACAAAAGAUCUUUUUAGUUUUUUUUUGUAACAUUUUUAAUCUAUUGUAUAAGAAAGUUGUUUUUUUUUUUUUUAUUUUUCUUGUAGUUUUAAAUAUUCAUACAGACUUGACAUUUUUACAGACAACUUGCUUUUAUUAUGUUAUAUUUAUUUUUUCCAGACAUGGUAAAAUGUUCAAAGCAUUUGAGCUAUUUUUGAACUAGGUGUUUAUAGACAUUUUAAUUUUGUGAGUUUUUUUUUGCCUAAUUUGUAUUUGGUAGAUACUCUGUGGAUUGUUAGACCAAACAGAAAUUCUUGAAAAUUUAACAAGAGGUUCAUUAUAAGUUGUACUUACUGGUCAACAAGAAAAAGUUGAUUUUUAUGUUUUAUUUUUUUUGUUAUAAGAAUUAAUAUUAAAUUUUGAUGAACAUUUUAAAUAUGUCUUAAAUGUCUUUAAAUACUGUCUUUCAAAAUAUAAUGUGUAACUGAACUUUGCUCUGAAUCGUAACUUGCAUAACUUAAUUUUAAUUCAAACAUUAUUAUACUUUUUAUCUAUUUGUUUAAAAAUUAAUUAUUUGUAAGUAUUUUUUUUGAAUGUAGAUACUAUGGAAAGUGGAUCUGUGAAGUAAUUCUCUCGGUAAUCCCUUUAUUGUUGUGAUAUUAAAGUUUAAGACAAAAAUUUAAUUUAAUAAGUAGUAUGAAAAUUAAAGUUUUACCCAUUUUUUUUUUUUUUACUAAUAUCUUUGAUUUGUCUAGCCUUCCUUGAAAGUAUAUAAUAAUAAAUUAAAUAAUAGUAGGUAUUUUAGAAGUUUAUUGGUUUUUAUCCCUGGUUUUGUUAUGUUGUGUGCUAUUUUUAUGUCUGUUUACAAUUUUCAAAUUAAAUUUAGAAAAAUAUAGUUUUUACUUUAUACAAUGAUAAUUUAUUGUUGCAGAUAGUAUUUAGCUAGGAAAAUUGGGUGAGGACAUAUCCAGAAAUAUUUUAUUUGGGGGAGAGAAACUGCUUUCACAUUAAUUACCAUUCCAAGAACGCAGAACCCAUGUUAUUUUUAUUUUAAACUACUGUUUCUUCACUUAAGUAAAUUAACUUGUAUUUUAUUUUUAUACUAGGUAUAUAGGAUGUAAUGAAUAUCUGGAAUUAUUCUUAAAAUCGUCAAUAAACCCCUAGAUUAUUAGUUUUAAAAUUAAUAAAUAAUAGUAAUUAUAAAUUUAUAAUUUAUUGUAAAAUUUAAACUAUAAAAAAAAAUUAGUUAUUAAUCAAUUUUUUUUCAAACCAAUUUUAUUGAAUCAUUGCUAUUAUGAUUAUGUAAAUUGUUUACUGACAUAUAAUAAUUUUUUUUUUUUUUUUGCUUACAGGCAAUUCAAUCUCAAGGAUUUGAAGCAGAUCGGCAUCUUUUACGUUGUCUUCUUUCUCAUAUAGAUAUAAAAGAAAUUGAAGGGCCACGAAAUAUAUCACAUAAGGAUUAUUAUCAGGUUCAAUUGUUAGCGCAACAGUGUACAACUCUCUUAAAUAAACCUUCACUUACAUCAAUUCUUUGUUUUGCUCUUGAUAAUCCACUUCAUUUACAAAAAGUAAUUUAAUUAUAAUAUUUUUGUCUUUAAAUUAUUUAUUUUUAUGAAAUGUGAUUGAUAGCCUAUUAAAUCAUCAAUACAGCAUUUGAAACCAUCAAUACAGUUAUUUAUCCAGCUUAGUAGAAUAUUACAUCUCAGCCUUGUACAAGAAGUUGUUUUUGGGCUCGUUUGUUUGGAAUCUACAAAUUAUUCAGCAUUUGCAUUACAAUUUGUAAAACAAAAAUUACCAGAGCUCAUCAAAUCAUAUAUUAACUCAGGUACAGAAAUACAAUUUCUUAAUUUCUUCAAAAUUAAUCUUAUCUUUUUAAAUGUAUGUAUAUUUAGAUAACAACACUGAACAAGUUACUGGAGGAGGAUUGCACGAUUCUAGCCCUGAAGUUUUACAUUUAAUUUUAAGCCACGUAUUUGCUGCCGAUGAUCAAAUAUUUGGUAUAUUAUUUAUAUACAUAUAUACAUAAUUAAUCAAUUAUUAUUAAAAUUUCUUAUUUAGGUAUAAGCAAAGAGGUUAAAGAAGUUUUAUUACAAAAUUUAAGACGAGAUUUUCCCCUUGAAGUGGCUCCUGUUUUAUUGGCACCUUUAAUAUAUCCUGGCAACCCAGAUCGUCCAAUGGAUAAAAUAAAUCAAGACACCUCGUCUAUUACUAGCACAAUGGUUAUUAUUAUAUAUUUUUUUAUGAGUUAUAAUUAUACAGUUUUACCUCAUUAUAAUGAAAUAUAUGUUAUAUGAUUCUGUUUUAGUUGGAUCCUUCAUUAGCUGAUUUAGUUAUGGAAAUGGGUUACUCUAUUUGUUCGUCAUUAGAAGAAUGCCGUAGAAACUUGUUAUCAGUAACUAAUGGAAGUGGUUCUUCAGUUAUUUUUGGUGCUGCUUCAAUUGCUAAAGUGUUAUCAAUGAUGAUCCGAACACAUACUGGUCUUGAUACUCAAUCUACUUUAACAUAUUGGCCUGGUGAAAAUACUAACCAUGACUCAGAUAAAACAUCUAAAACCUUGUUAACUUGGAAUGUUGAAAUAUUUGUACUCACGAUUAAAGACUUGGUAUUUAUUAAACAAAUAUUUCAUUAAAUUCAUAAUUAUUAUUGCUAACUUUUUUUUGUAAAAAUGUUUUAGAAUCCGUCAUUGUCUUGGUUAGACAUUAUCAAGGAAUUUGAUCAUACUGAUUUUCUUAUUAAAGAUAGACAAGGUUUAGUUCUUCUGUUUACUGCUUUUCGUCUUGGUUUGAAAUCUCAAGGAUAUCGUGUGGAUAGCUUCCCUGUAGAAAUCAUUUAUCAGCAUUGGUCUAAUUCAGAAGCACAAGUAAUGUUAAAUGUUAAUUAAAAGAUCUUACAUUAAAAAUAAAAAAUAAAUUUUCAUGUUUUAUUUAUUUUUUUAGAUGUCCUUGGUGCAGCACAUCUUGCAAAACUCUGAUAUUUUUUGCUUUGCGGAUUAUCCAUAUCGUUCUGUGUCGAUAGAUUUGUUAAAAGUUACACCAGAAGUGGACAACAAAGAUAUAAAUAACUGGUAAAAUAAUUUAUUUACUCAUUUUGAUUAUUAUUGAUAUUUUAUAUCAAUAUAAAUAUGAGUUUUUUUUAUUAUUAAAGGAGAUCAAUUGAACUUGCUGAUUUAAUGUUAUAUUUGGCUGAAUGUGGUCAUUAUUAUCAAGUACAAGAGUGUUUAAAAUUCCCAGCUCAAAAAUGCCCUGAUCUUUUAGCACUUGCUCUUAUUCAAUCGAGCGGCCCCUUAAGUAUGGUUAGAGUUGAAAUGAUAAGUGGUCUUAUACCAAUAUUUCUUGGAAAUCAUAAUAAUGCUGCUGUGAUUUUGCAUAAUGCAUGGAAUCAUCAGGUACUAUUUGUUUCAUUGGAUAUUAUUUACAAGUAUAAUCUAUUAUUUGUAUUUUAGAAUGUUGGACUUAGACAUACUGUAGUACAGGCAAUGAGUGAAUGGUACAUACGCAGUGAUCAUGAUCAUGUAAAACUUUCCCGAAUUUUAGACAUAGCUCAAGAUUUAAAAGUAAAAAUAGUUAUUUAUAGUAUUGAAUUUCUAUUAAUUUAAUUUUAUUCUUAAUAACUUAAUUUGUAUAAUUUUUUAACAAGGCAUUAUCAUUCUUGCUAAGUGUUCAGCAGUAUGCAUUUGUCAUCGAUUUAGCCUGUUUAGCUUCACGGCGAGAGUAUUUAAAACUUGAUAAAUGGUUAUCAGAUAAAAUACGUGAACAUGGAGAAAAUUUCAUAUCAGCUUGUAUUAAAUUUUUGCAUGUAAGUAACAUCUUAAUUAAUAUUUAUUUCAUAAAGAAUAAUACACUAACAAUACAAGAUAAAUUUAUUUCAUUAUUGUUGAUUAUAAUUAGAAACGAUGCCCUCAAUUAGUUGGAUCGUCAACCAAAGAUGACAGUUUGUCUAAAUGUACUCCUUUAUCAUCGGAGACUAUUCUUACAAUGUUGAAUUGCUUACGUAAUGUUACUGGGUAAGUUUUUUUUUUUUUUAUUAUUAUUAUUCUUGUUAACUAAAUUAUGAUUAUUAUAAUAAGAAUAUGACAGGAUACAAAAAAUAAUGUGUUUUAGUAAUAACCCUAGGCAAAAUAAAUCCAUAUAUUUACACAAAAAGAUUUGAAAACAUUAUCUAAGGUAUAUCUAAGUUUUAAAAUUCACUCAAUUAUACAAUCAUAAUAAUACACAUAAUAUGCUGUGUUAUGAUCUGUUAUUAUUUACUUAAGCCACUAUUUUAGAUUUGAAUCAUAACAAGGAAUAAAUUAAUUUUAUAAUGAUGUUUGUUUUUUAUUUUUACUGUGAAGAAAUUUUCUUCCAGAAAUCUCUCAGAUUUAUCAAGUGUAGCACCAUUUUUUGGAUUCUCCUUUUAUAAUUAUUUAGAAAAAACAAGAAAUAUGAAAAUAAUGUAUUUUAUUUACUUUUAUUAUUUUCAAUUUUGGUUUUUUGUUGUAAUUCUGUUAAAAAUAUUUGUAAAACCUUUAAAUUUGGACAGAAAACUCAUUUUUCUUUUUUAGACAGCAUAACUUUAACAUUUAUGAGCUCAUUUUUGAGCUAUUAAUAGGUAACAUUUUAAUUUUGAGAGUUUUGCAUAAUUUUGAAUUGUUAAGUACUCUGCGGAUAAAAUUGUUGGACUGAGUAGAAUUGCUGGAGAUUUGUUAUAAAUUAUCCUUAGUGGCUAACAAGAAAAGUUCAGUUAAAUGUAGUAUUUUUAUAUUUAUAUAUAAGAAUUUAAAUAGAAAUCAUAAGUAUAACGACCUUUUAAACCAUGUAUAACCGAACUCCACUUAUAAUCGUUUUUAGUUAGCAAUGGUUAAUCUUUGCAUAGAGAUAUACAUUAAAUAACUUAAUUGAGCGUUUGUGUUAAACUAUCAGUAUUUGUUUCCUAACUUAUUUUUAAUUCAAAUAUUAUUAUACUUCAAAUAAUAUAUCUAUUUGUUGAAAAAUGAAGUGUUGAUUUAAACUUCAUUAUUAUCAUUAAUUUAAAGUAUUUUUUUUAAGUGUACAUACUAUGGAAAUUGGGUUUGUGAAGUAAUUCUCUUGAGUAAUCUCAUAUUGUUUUAAUAUUAGGAAGGUAUUAUUUUCUAGAGAAUUGUUAAUUAAUUAAUAAUAAUAGAAAAACAUUGCAAUUAAUUAGGAAUUCUUACAGAUGCCAAUAAGCAAUUUUAGAUUCUGAGUGGAACGAAGAAGCUUAUGGUUUUAAAAGAUGUUUAUUUUAUUUUUAUUUGUUUCUGUAGAUAACAUUUCUACCAGAGAUCUAAUCCAAUUUUUAAGUAUAACACCUUUUCUGAAAGGGAAUUUAACUAGGAAGGUACUUUGUGAUAUCAUUAUUUUAAUCCAGGAUUUUUCCUAACAAAUGUGAAUAACCAGGAAAUACCAGAGAAAACUGAAAUGAGAAACAGGAACAAAUAUUAUUUAAGAAAAUAUAUAACGCAUAUGUAAUUAUUUUACCAUAAUAUGACAUAAUAUAUUAUACUAUCGACAAAGCAUCACUAUCAACUAAACUCCGCACAGAAUGGUUUUUUUGUUAGCAAUGAUUUAUCGUUACUUUCAGGUAUACAUUAAAUUACUUAUAACAGAGGCUACACCUGUCCCCAUUAUCCUAGGACAUUUAUAAAAAAACUGUAUUCGUAUUAAUUUGUCACAGUCUCGUGAGCAAAUUGUCUGGAGCAAUUUCAACUAAAUUCUAUACUCAUAAUAUGAAUUAUGAGGUAGAAAAAAUAAUUUAGGGAAUAAAAAACCUUAAAAUAUCAAUGAAAGAAGGAAAGCAUUUCAAAUUUUAUUUUAUUUUUUAUUAAUUUAUAGUUUUUCUUUGAACACCUUUGUUGUGUAUAUAUAUGUAUGUUUAAUUUGUACUCUUUUAACAAUAUUAUUAGAAAAAUUAAUUUAUUAUAAUAAUUUUUGUAUUAUUUUCAUGUUUUUAAUUUAUUUACAGAACAAUUUCACAAGAACUUUCUGAUGCCAUUAUGCAAAUGGUAACAAACUGUACUAAUAUGUAUAUGUCUAAAGUAGCAUCAGCCCGGAUAAAUGCUACAGCUCCACCACCAGCUAUCCUUCGUGCUUCACAACAUCGACCACUUGAAGGACCUUCACAGCAAGUAUUAGUUGACCAACUUACUGGCCUUGCAACUAGUCUUGCCAGUUUGGGUUUAAAUCCUUCUGCACAAUCGGGCUCUACGUUUACUUUACCAGGUUUGAAUUACACUACAUAUUUAAGGCCUGGUCUCACCACCAUAAACGUUGAUUUUUAAAUAGAGUUUGUAAGAUAACUGACCAAUCUUGGUCGAUUAUCAGCUAUAAACUCAGUUUAAGAAUCAGAUAAACACCUUUUUCUAAAUUGAUAAGAAUGUCCCUAAGUAUACAAUUCUUAAACUUUUAUGGUUUUUAGGAUCUUUUGGACAGUUAGUUCAAACUCCAGGUUCGCCCUCCCGCAAUAUUGUUGGUAAUGGAGGUUUCUCUAUCAUGACUCCAUCUUCAAAUGCCCCUGGUCCUAAUGUUUCUAGCCAAUUAUCUGGUCCAUCUAAUAUGUUAAGUCGUUUACCACCACAGCAAGUCACACCUUCAGUUAUACAGAUAGCUAAUUGUAAUCUGCCAAGUAAGUAAUAUUAAUAAAUAUGAACUAGUUUUUUUUUUUUUUCUUUUUUUUUAAGAAGAAAAUUAAAUACAUAAAUAUAAAAUUAAACCAAAAAUGUAUUUUAUCAUUUAUUCACUAAAGUUUAGAAAAAAGAGGAAAUUAUAAAAAAAAAAAAAUUUUCUCACAGUAAUCAGCACUAUACAAUAAAUAAUAAAAUAAUAUAGUAUUAUAAAAUAUUGAUAAAUAAUUUAAUUAAUUAUUUGUUAUUCUCUUAUUUAAAUAAAUAACAAUAUAUUAUAUAGUUAAAACAAUUUUAACAAAAAGUUAAUUUACUUAAUUUUUAGUUGACAACAGUUUAUUUCUUGAUGGAAAUAUGCCACUAAAUGUACCCAAAGAAAUAGAAGAUGAAGCAAACAGCUAUUUUCAGCGAAUAUAUAAUUUAGCUCCACAACAUUCUCUAUCAAUUGAUGAAGUGCUAGAAAUGUUAAAAAAAUUUCAAUCGUCUGGAAUUAAGAGAGAAAAGGUAAUCCUUUUAUCUAAUUUCAAUUUAGUAAUAUUGAUUUUAAUUUUAUUGGUAAUAUUUAUUUUAUUUAUUUAUUAACCUUAUUCUAUAAAAAAUCAAUUUGUUUUCUUUUUACUUAUUUAAAUUUAAGUUCCUAAAAAUUCUAUCUAGUUGAUUUUAAUACUGAUGGCAAUUUUAAAAGUUUAGCACCCGGAAACCAAAUAACUCUAAAAGUCAAUUUCAUAAUGUAAUUUGUACUAAAAGUCAAUUUCAUAAUGUAAUUUGUAUAAAAUCUAAUUUAAUUAAUUUAUUCAUCAAAUUAAUUGUAUUUAUAUUGUAGUUACUCAAAUUUUCUUAGUGAUUAUUUCUUUUUCUUCUCAUUAAUCCUUAAUAUUUGUUGGAGUCUGCCACCCUCGUUCUAAACUUCCAUUUGACUUGAUCACCACAUCUCAUGCAUCCGCUGUUUUCAUAUUCUCAAUCAAACCGACCAUUUGUACUUAUCUUUAGUCUCGUUCCUCAAGUCCAGUAGAACCUCGAGCCCCCAUUCCACUAGCGUUCCUUGAGGAUCAUUUAUGUUUAAAACUGUUAAAUACAAAUUGUUGAAAAAAUUCCAUUACUGGGUUUUAAAAUAAUAUAGUAUUUUAGAAAUAUAUUAUAGUAUUUAUUACAAAACAGUAAAAUUGUUGUAUAAAUAUUUUGCAGGAAGUUUUUUGUUGUAUGUUAAGAAAUUUAUUUGAAGAAUAUAGAUUUUUCCCUGCAUACCCAGAAAAAGAACUUAUAACAACAGCCCAUCUUUUUGGUGGUAUUGUAGAACAAGGUCUUGUUUCGUAAGUCAUUUAAAGAUAAUUAAUUUAAGUACAUUAUAAUAAAUUGUUUUUUAUUUUUUAUUUUUUUAUAGAAAUUAUAAAGCUUUGGGUCUUGCACUUCGCUUUAUUUUGGAUGCAUUGAAAAAGAAUCCAAAUUCCAAGAUGUAUAACUUUGGUAUAACUGCACUUGACCGCUUUAAAAAUCGUUUAAAGGAUUACCACCAAUAUUGCACUCAUAUUUGUGCAAUCCCCCAUUUCCAACAAUUUCCACAACAUCUUAUUGAGGUAUGUUAUAAAAAAAAAAUAACUUGAGUUAUUGCUUAUAUUUUCGGUAUUUCUAAAACUUUAUUAUAAUUUUUUUUUUUGUUAUUGUGAUAAGUUAUAGUCUUUUUAUUUCAUAACUCUAAAAUUGUAUUAUUACUACAGUAUGUAGAAUAUGGUAAAAAUUCACAAGAACCGCCAUCUUCUCGCGUCGCAGAUUUAGCAGGGGCAGGUAGUAAUACAAUAUCGCAAGGAUCAUUCAUGCCAAACUCUCACAGUGUUUACAAAGCACAAAGUAUCACUACUACUACAACCACUACUGUUUCAUCUUCAUCUAAACUUAUUACCACUAAUGCUGUUUUACCAUCUCGCGUUAGUUAAACUAAAUAAUAUUUAAAUUCCCAUUAUUGUUAUAAUAAUUAUUAUGUAUAUAAUACAUUUUUAAUUUUUAGCCUUCUAUCGCAAAUACAACUAACAUUGAUACUUUACUGGUAGCAACAGAAAAAGAUGAUAAAAUUGUCCCACCAGCUGAAAAUGUUCAAGAUAAAAUAGCUUUUAUCUUUAACAACUUAAGUCAAGUCAAUCUUCAAACUAAGGUAAAUUAUAACACUAUUAAAAUUCUAUUCAAAAAAUGUCAGUUAAAUAUGCUGUAUCUGUUAAAAUAUUAAUAAUUUAUUUUAAUUUUAUAUCUAUUAGUGUGAUGAAAUUAGAGAUAUUAUUACCAGUGAAUGUUUACCAUGGUUAUCCCAAUACUUAGUCAUGAAGCGUGUCAGCAUUGAAUUGAACUUCCACACAUUGUAUUCUAACUUUUUGGAUUGUUUGAACAAUGAAGCUCUUAAUUCUUUAAUAACAUUGGAAACCUUUAGAAAUAUAAGAGUGAGUAAAAAUAUUUUAUUGAACAUGGAAAGUUAAGUAAUUUGUUUUAAAAUAUUAUUUCAUCUUUAGGUUUUAUUAAAAAGUGAUAAAGGAAUGGCGAACUUCUCUGAUAGAUCAUUACUAAAAAAUUUAGGUCAUUGGUUAGGUAUGAUUACAUUAGCUAAGAAUAAACCAAUAUUAUUGGAUGAUAUCAACCUCAAAAUGUUAUUGGUUGAAGCUUAUAACAAAGGACACCAAGAAUUAUUAUUCACAGUACCAUUUAUUGCUAAAAUUAUUGAAUCCUGUGCUAAGAGCAAAGUAUGUUAAAUAUAUAUAUACGUAUUUUUAUUUAAUUUAAUUCCUAAUUAUUUUUUUAAAUAUAGGUUUUUAAACCAAGAAAUCCUUGGACAAUGUCUGUUAUGAACUGUUUAGCUGAACUCCAUCAAGAACCAGAUUUAAAAUUAACUUUGAAAUUUGAGGUUGAAGUAUUGUGUAAAGCUUUAAACAUUGAACUCAAAGUAAGAAUUUAUUUAAAUUAUUUGCUCAAAGUAAGAAUUUAUUUAAAUUAUUUGUCAACAUAAAUAUCAUAUUUUUUAUUUUAGGAUUUAAAGCCUGGAUAUGUUCUUAAAGAUCCAGAGUUAGCAAAGAAAUUAGUUCCACAAUUGUCUAAUGGUGAAAAAUCUAAACCUCAACCACAAAGUGCUCCAGAACAACCAAAAGUUUCAGUUCCCACCCCUCAACGUCAAACACCUAUUCUUCAAAGUAAUAAAUAUUAUUUAUAAGUUCAAUUUGCUUGCUUCAUGCUUGUUAUAAUUGGUUAUUGUAUAUUUAAAAUUAAAUUAUGGCAACAAUAUUAAGAUUGCACUAAUGUGAAAUAUUUUGUUUUAAAAACUAACAAAUUAAUAUCAUAAAUUAUGAUCGCAUAAGUACUUAUUUCUAGUGUAGAUAUGAUUUGCUGUAUUUUUUCAAAUGUAUGUAACCAACAGAUUUUAUUGAAAAUUCAUUUUCAAUCUUUUAAAAUGUUCAUAAAACCAAUUUUUAAUGAACUUUGUAUUGCUUAUCAAACCAAUAUCGAGAAUUAUCAAAUUGUAAUUUUAAUUGCCUAACAAUAAUUGAACAUUAUGUUUUGUUUAAAAAUGAUUAAGUAUUAGGUAUUAACAAGUCCAAAAGAAAAUAUUUGAUAAUUUCUGAUCUCAUUAUUUUUUUUUUUUUACUGAAAUAUAACUACAAAAAGUGAAAAUAAAAUUCUUUCAAUAAAAGGUACUAUGUAAAUAUUCCUGUUAUUUCAUCAGGAAUAAGUACUAGCAAUUUUAAAAUUAAUAAAAGUAUUGUUUUAGGAACUAGCUGUAUUAUAUAUUUAUUAGGUGUUUGCAAUAAUAUCAAUUUUUAAGGUAAAUGGUGAUAUCAAUAUCUUAUUUAAAUAAAGCAAUAUUUUUUUAAUUUUAACACAGCAGAUUUUCUGUUAAUCAAUGGAAUAACCCAAAACUAAAUAGUCUCCAUGGUACAUACAUUGAUGUUGUUUAUCUAAUACUUAGUAUUAAGUUUUUAAAUUGUUUGUUUUACUUAUUCUAAUAUCUAGUUCUGUAGUGUCAUUUCAUUGGAGUAUCACUAAUUGAUUAGAUGUUUUUUGGAAUAAAAUAAUUUUACAAUAUUUAAAAAAAAUUAUUAUUGAAAUAUAAUAUAGUAGAUUAUUUGAAUUGAUAUAUAUAUAUAUAUUAGAUGUGAGACAAUUAUUGAAGUUCUAAUACUUUGAACAUACGUUUACUGAAAGUAUUUUAUUUGAUUUUUUUCAUUAAACAUUUUGAGGAAUUGCAAUACUUGAAAAAAAUAUGUAUUUAAAUUGUAAUACAUUAAACAGGCAUUUAUUGGAAUUCUUAUAUUUUUUAUUGGGGAAACUUGAUUUUUUUAACUUAUGUAUUUAACAUAUUUAUUUAUUUAUGUAUUUAAAGUAUUCAAUCUCUGUUGUGAUGAAUGUUAUCACUUAUUUUAUUGUAUUUUUAUUUUAUAUCCAAUAUACAGACAGGAGAUCCUAUUACAAUUUAUAACAACAGUACUUAAGUUUACCGUAACUUAAUAUUAAUCUAUAGUUGAUGUAUCAACGUUAUUAUAAAAUUAUUGUUUAUGAGUUGUACAUGAUUAACAAUUUUAUUCUAAAUAUUUUUGAAUGCAUACUUUGCCAAAUUUACCUUUUAUAACAUUAAAUUCAAUUUCAAUCGAAAAUUAUCCCUCAAAAUUAAUUUUAAAACGCCAAUAAAUAAUUUACAAUAUUUAUUUGUUUAACAGUUUUAUAAAUUAAGAAUCUGUUAAAAAUGUUAUGUUAUUAUGUAAAUUUAAGAUGUAAAAUUGGUUUUUAGAUUCUGAGCAGAUCAAAGAAUGUAUUUGUUUUACAAUGAUAUUUAUUUAUAUUUUUUUCUGUGAACAACUUUUCUACCAGAAUUUUUGCUCAGAUUUUCAAGUGUAGCACUUUUACCGAAAGAAAAUUUGACUGAGGUGAUACUUUAGAGAGAAUAUUAUUUGGUUUUUCUAAGAGUUUUAUUUAUAAAUGGAAAAUGUAUUAUUUCCAAAUUCUAAAUAUUACUGCCUUUUCAAAACAUACAUAACCGAAUUCUGCUCAGAAUCAUUUUUUUUUUAGAAUUAGUGUAUUGUUGCGUACAAAUAUAAAUUAAUUUCCCUUUUAUAUCCUACCUUUCCAAUUUCUCACAUACUACAGUGGCCCCCCCAUCAUGCUAAAUAUGUCCGGUUUUUUUAUAAAUGUUAAUAUUCAAUUUUUUUUUUUUUCAAACGGAUUUUACAUCAGGUGAUUAUGUAUCUAGAUAACAAUUGCAUUUUUGUUUUACCCCUUAUUAUUAUAGAAAAAACCUUAUUUGUUAACUUUUUGAAAUUUUCAAAAUAAUUGAUUUAAAAUAGAUAUUGUUCUAUAAAAAUAAUCUACAUGGUGGACACCCUAUGUAUUGAUAAUAUUUUAUUUUUAUAUUUGGUACUCAAUUUCCUCAAUAUAUAUAUUUAUGGUUUUCCAUUCUAAUGAGAAUAUUAUGCAUAGAUUUUAAGACUUCAAAGUUUUAAAAAUGUUAUAAAACCCAAUAAAUAGUUUUUAUUUAGUAGAAUUUUAAUUUUUACAUUUGUAUUUUAUUUAAUUAAGAAUAAUAGUUUUUAAUGGUCCAAAUACAUAGUGCUGAUGACCGACAAAGCCUGACAACCCUUAGGCAGUGGUAAGUCCAAUUUAAAUUCAGUAAAUUGGUUUAGAUUCAUUAACAUGUUUUCUAAAAUAUAUUUAACUUACUUUAACAUAACUUUAUUCAUUAAAUUUGAAUUUUACAAUCAUUUACUUCUUCUUAAUAAACACUGGUUGUUUAUUUAUAAAAUGUGUUAAAAAUCUAAAAUUUUAAUUUCACUAAAAAAGUAAUUCUUUUGACACUAAAUAUUUAAAAUAUUAUAAUUUGGUCUUUUAUAUUUUAUCCCUAAAUUAUUUUUGAGUAUCUUUUUUGUAAAUCAUUAUCAAUAUUUUAAACUUAAAUGCUGUUUGUUGCUAUUGCAUGUUAUAUACUAUUAGCAAAUAUUUUUGAUUUUUUAUAAGACUAAUAGCAUAUAGUUUUUACUUGCUUAAAAUACAUAAUUUACUCUAUCAAAAUUAUUUUCAUACUACAAACUUUUAAUUUACAAAAAUGUUAAUUGAAUAAUUAUAAUAAAGAUUAUUACUAAAAAAAUUUUUAAUUUGGAUUUAAUGUUUUACAAUUAAAAUUCUAUUUAUGUACCUAAUUUUGUAUGACAAAUAAUCUAUUACUAAUUAACAAAUAAAACUUAAUUGAAACGUAACUACAUAUAAAGUAUACCAAAUACAUGUAGAGAGAGAUAACAGUACAGUAAUUUGUUACUACCCUUUAUAAUAUUGCUAUGGCAAUAAAUUCAAGGAAAUCAUAAUAUGCAUUUUAUUGGAAUUUUUUUUUCAUUAGAUCUGAUAGAAUUAAAUUUUAAAAGAUAUUAAAAUAUUUGUUCUUCAUUAAAGCAUUUGUAUGGCCAUUAUAAAUUAUUACAAUAUCUCGUAAAAUGUAAGCACUAAUUUUACAGGGCUUAAUAAUGCAUAAUAUUAAAAAUGAGUAUUAUUAAAUUAAUAGUAUAUAAUGCAUAUAAAUAUUUUGGUGCUUAUAAUGCACUUAUAUCUAUAUUGUGUGGGAAAUACCGCUUAUUUAAAAAAAUGUAUAUUUUAUACAUAACUGUUUGUUUAUUUUUAUUCCUUUUUUCCUCACAUACAGGAAAAUUUACCCGCGUAUUUUAUUAAAGGUUUAAAGUGCAUUUUUCCCUGCAUGCUUUAGUUUUUUUCACUAUGUAUUAGUCCCAUAGGUAUAAUUAUCAAGUGUUAUUUUAAAUUUUAUAGCAAUUGUUUCUUCUCAAGCUCAACAGAAUAUACCUUCAACAGUUCCACCAAUAAGUUCUAAUACACGAUUCAAUGAUGAGCUUGUCGGCCACGUUGUGGCUGCCGGUGGAGUUACAACAUUGACGUCAACUGGUAGCAUGGGUAUAAGUGGUACACCAGGCAUGUCUCCACCGCUAUCUUUAAUCGAGCCAAAAUUCAACUAUGUAACUUUUAAUACUACCAAUUCAUCGCAAAUAAUGUCCAUGAUCGUUAUCAAUUCACAAGUAAAUCUUUUAGCUAAUUUAUUUAUUUUUGUUUUUAUAAUUAUAUCUCCUUAUUUUUUUCAUAAAAUAUAGAUUCCACUAUUCCACAGUCAACCCACACUCAAGACAUAUGUGCGAAAUGCCAUUGAACGGUCAAUCCAAGAAUGGAUAAAUCCUGUUGUUGAAAGGUCGGUUAAAAUUGCUGUAAUUACCACAGAAAAUAUUGUUAAAAAAGUUAGUAUGUCAUUUUAAUAUAAAUAUAUUAUAUAAUAAUGUUGAUUAUUAUAAAUAAGUAAAAAAAAUUCUAGGAUUUUGGUAUGGACCCAGAUGACACACAUUUGCGGAAAGCAGCACAUUGUAUGGUAAGACAUUUAACCUCUGGAUUAGCAAUGAUCACAUGCCGGGAACAAGUUAUUCAAACAUUGACAACAAAUUUGAGACAACAUUUUAUGAGUGUUUUAAUUGUAUGUAUUGACAAUAGAAUUUUAAUACUUAACUUAGUUUGUUUUUAUAAUUAAUUGAAUUUUCUGUUUAGUCACCGUCCCCAACGCAAAAAGAAAUGAUUGAUCAAGCUUGUACCAUGUGUGCUAAUGACAAUUUAGAGUUGGCUUGUGCUUUUGUUCAAAAAACUGCUACUGAAAAGGCAGUAAUAGAAAUUGACAAGUACUUAAAAAGUGUAAGUAGUUAUAUUUUAAAAAAUUAUUAAUAUUUCUAUAAAUUAAUAAAAAAGUUAUUUUCAUGCAAAUAUAUCCUUUGUACAAACUUACAAACAUAUUAUUUAUAACAAUUUUAAUAUUUAGGAAUAUGACAGACGCAGUUUAUCCAGAAUGGAAGGCCGUCGUUAUUGUGACCCAUCAGUUUUAGGUGGUCAAGCUGAAUAUUUGCCCGAUACUCUUCGCAAUAAAGUAGGAUUGCCUCAACCACAAAUGAUUGGAGUUUAUGAAGAAUUUGCCAGAAACAUACCAGGCUUUCAGCCAUUAGAUCGAGAAGCUGUUUCAUUAUUCAUUCCUAAAUCUGUAACUAUUUAAAUGAUUUAAUUUAUAUGUUAUUUAAUUGAUUUUAAUAUAAAUUGUUAAUGUAACAUUAGGGCUUUCCAUCUGAUGAGAUGACUGUUGUCUAUGAAAAACUUAUUAGCGAUAUUGAAGCACUUUUACAACUGUACAUGACCAACCAAAGAAUUCUUUCCAAUACAACUCAACCAGCAAAUUUGCAUGGUGUGUUGGAAGCAAUGAUGACAUUACGAAGAUCCCGUGAUAUUAUGACUGCAACCAAUGUUGUUAAUAAAGUAAAUGAAUAAUAUAUUUAUGUUUUAAUUCUCAUACAAAAUAAUUUCUUUACUAAUCUUCUCUAUACAGAGUAUUUUAAACCUCAAAGACUUAAGUUAAAUAAUAAGAAUGUUUUAAAACACUUAAUACUAUUUCUGACUGUUGGUAGUUUAUUCAAAUUUUAUUUACAUCAGUAACAUAUUUAACUUCCAUAAUUCCGUAGACCUUUCUCUAUGGAAUGUAUAGAAAUUAAUAAAUAAAAGUUUAGGCAGACAGUUAAAUGUAACAGCUAGAAUACAAUGUAAUUACUAUUUUCAGACUGUCGAAAGUUAUUUGGAUGGAUUGAGUCCACCGGCUAACCAUGAUUUAGAUAUGACUAUAAGAUAUCGAGACAUGCACCUUAAUAUAUUUAGAGCUUUCCAAGAUCCUCGUGCUUACAAUUUACAAUGGACCAACAAAACUCUAACCAAGUAUGUCAAGUAUAAUUAAGUUAUUUUACAUAAAAAUAAUGGUUUUUGUUUGUUUAAAAAAAAAAAAUAGAGCUCUCAUGGAAUCUAGAGAAGAGUUAUGUUUUAAUAGUGAUGCAAUUGAUGUGUUAAUACGUGCUGGAAUGGUGAAUAUUAGCAUGUAUGACAUGCACUUGGCUUUGUCAAUGGAGUCUGGUGCAAAUUUUGUAGCCAUUGUUUAUGUUAAACAAUUUUUGCAAAACUACUUGAUAGACAAUCGUGCAAACUCACCUAUUACUGAACAUCAUCUUCAAGCAACUAUCGAUGCACUUAAUAAUAUUGUUCUUAAUGUCCGUGGCCCUCUUCCUGAUGGGUGAAUAAAUAAUUUUUAAAACAUAAUAUUCUAGGUGUCCCACAAUGAUUUGCCACUUGGAAUAACUUUUGUUCUAUUCAAUAUUAAUAUUUGUAUUAUAUAUGUUUUUUAAAUAAUUUGUAUGUUUGUGCUACAGUGAAUAUUUUUUUUCAAAUGUGAAUAUUAUUGUGGUUUAUAAUAUAUUUUAAUAUUUAAUCAGUUGUUAAAAAAACAUCAAAUGAUUAGGAUUUUAUUUUCCUUGAGUUAAUAUUAUAUUAUACAGUAAUACUAUUAACUCCUGAAUUUCCAAUUUUUUUUUUUAAUUAUUGUAAAAAUUAAAAUUUUGUAUUUUGAUUCCUCCACCUAAAAAAAAAAAUAUUUAAUAGAACGAAAUUUAUUUCAAUUAAAUCAUCGUGGAACACCCUAUAUACUUUUAUAUUUUUGUUUAAACCGUGUAAAUGAAAAUGCAAAUUAUAAUUUUCCUUCUAGAUUGGCAGCACUAAUGGAAGUAAUUAGACCAUCACAAGCAGCAGAAAACACAGCUCCAGAAAGAAUGGCUAGUACCAGUAGUGGUUCUACAUCAAAUAAUAUUCAACAUGGAAUGUCACAGGUUGGUUUUAAUCUGUGUACAUAAAUUAUUAAUGAGUUUAUUAUUAAAUUUCGUAACAAUGGUCUAUUCAUUUGACUUUAGGGCAGAGACUUUGAUGACCCCCCUGGUCUGUUAGAAAAAACUGAAUAUUUACUUAAAGAAUGGUUAACUAUUUAUAGUGCAGCACCCAAUAGAGAUCCUGGAAAAACAUUCAGCGUUUACAUCCAUCAAGUUGGUCAAAUUUAUUAUAAUAUUUUUAGCAUUACUCUUUACGUUUUCUUAUGUACAUACAGAUGAAUGUUCAAGGAAUUUUGAAGUCUGACGACAUUAUAACUCGUUUUUUCCGACUAAGCACUCAAAUGAUGGUUGAACUGUGUUAUAGACAGAUACCAGAUCAAACACUGUCUCCUUCCACUGUACGCGCUAAACUUUUUCACACAAUUGAUGCCUAUGUUAAACUCAUUGUAUUACUUGUCAAACAUUCUGGUGAUGCUACUGCUAUAACUACAAAAACAAAUCUUUUAAAUAAAGUAAACAAAUUAUUUUUAAUUAAAUUUUAGAAGUUAGAUUAUCAUAAUUUGUAAUGCAUAGGUUCUUGGGAUUGUUGUUGGUGUCUUACUCCAAGAUCAUGAUGUCCAAGCAACUGACUUUCACCAAUUACCAUACCAUAGAAUAUUGAUUACUCUUUUCCUUGAUUUAAAUGCACCAGACCCAGUAUUAGAAUCUAUCAAUUAUCCAGUAAUGUUCAAAAUUAAAAUCAAUAUGAUAAAACUCAUUAUUUAAUACUAUUAUAUCAUUGCUAGAUACUUGCUGCUUUUUGUCAUACUUUCCACCUUCUACGACCAAGAAAAGUUCCAGGAUUCGCAUAUGCUUGGCUUGAACUUAUAUCACAUCGCAUAUUCAUUGGUCGUCUUUUGGGAUUAACUCCACAGCAAAAGGUAACUUAAAUAUUUUAGACAUUUUUAGUGAAAGGCAAAUUAAAAUUCAUACAAUAAUUCAAAAUUAUGGUGUUAAAAAUAUUCUUUCAAGUAAAGAUGCCUUUCAUUACUUGCUUUCCUUUAUACAAAUUAAUUUAGCGGCAACGUGCUUAUGAUCAAACUCCGGUUACCGAUGUUCAGGGUUGGAAUUUCUAUGCCCAAUUACUCAUCGACCUAUUCAAAUACCUGGCACCAUUCUUACGCAAUGCUGAACUUGCCAAGCCUGUUCAUCUGUUAUACAAGGGAACAUUAAGAGUACUGCUCAUUUUACUUCAUGAUUUUCCUGAAUUUUUAUGCGAGUUCCACUAUGGUUUUUGUGAUGUAAUACCUCCAAAUUGUAUUCAGGUUUGUAUAUCAUAUAUAGUUCGCUUUUAGAUAAAUAAUUUAGUACAGUGUCCAAUUACAAAUAGAGUCAUAGUAUUAACAAUAUUUUAUUUUCAGAUGAGAAAUUUAAUAUUAUCAGCAUUCCCACGGAAUAUGCGUUUACCAGAUCCGUUUACUCCAAAUUUGAAAGUCGAUGUACUACAAGAAAUUUCUUUGGCUCCAAAAAUCAGUCCAGAUUUUCAAUGUUAUAUUCAACCAGCAAGCUUUAAAAAAGUAGUUUUUCAUUUUUAAUAGUCUAAAUAAUUUUCAAAUUUUUAAUUUUUUAUUUUUUAUUAUUUUAGGAUUUAGAUUUGUAUUUAAAAACUCGAGCACCAGUUACAUUCUUAUCUGAAAUUCGUUCUACAAUGCAACAAAGUUGUUGCGAACCUGGUAUGCGUUAUAAUCUUUCACUUCUAAAUGCUAUUGUGCUGUAUGUUGGUACCCAAGCGAUACAGCACAUUCGCAAUAAGGGAUUAGUACCAAACACAUCUACUAUAGCUCAUUCUGCCCAUAUGGAUAUUUUCCAAAAUUUAUCUGUAGAUCUCGAUACAGAAGGUAAAAUAUUUUAUUUUAUUUUUGACUGUUGUAAAUUUUAAAUUUGUAUCAAAACUAUUUUUAAAUUUAGGACGCUAUUUGUUUUUAAAUGCCAUUGCAAACCAGUUACGUUUUCCGAAUAGCCAUACUCAUUACUUCAGCUGCACACUAUUGUAUUUAUUUGCUGAGGCUAACAGUGAAGCUAUUCAAGAACAAAUUACAAGGUAAGUAAAUCAUAUUAAUUAUUUUAAAUAAUUUCAGUUUGAUUAAUUAGUUAUUGGAAUCUUAAUAUUUAUUAUAAAUUAAAUUGCAGAGUUCUUUUGGAGAGACUCAUUGUAAAUAGACCACAUCCAUGGGGUUUAUUGAUCACAUUUAUUGAGCUGAUCAAAAAUCCGGCAUACAAGUUUUGGAACCAUGAGUUUGUACAUUGUGCACCAGAAAUUGAAAAGUAAGCAAACAUUUAUUUUAUGGCAUUUAAAAUCAUAUAAUUAUGUCAGAAUUUUAACAUAAUUUCAAUUGUGCUUAGCUUGAUGCAAUGGAUAAACAUAGUUGAAUUCAAAGAUCUAUAAAUUUAGAAGUUUUAGUGAAAUGGAUUUUAAAACUUUACACUUGAACAUGUUAAUUACUUGUUUUCUAUAAUUUUGUGAAAGAAAAUGUUAUGUAUAUCAUUAUUAAUAAUCAGGUACUAUUGAAAGUUUUAGUAGUUACCAGUUAGUAUAGAUGUUUUUCACCAAAUGUAUUGCUAAUAUAAACUUUAGAAGCAGUACUGGCAUGGACCUCUUGAACAUCCCUUUUAUUUUAUUUAUUAUCCUUUAAAUUUUGUUAUAAUUACCUUCGUAUAUUUUCAUAUUGUACAUGAAAAGCACUUCACUUUAAUUAACCAAAUAAUCCUCAUAUUCGAUUAUACAUAAGCUAGUUAAUAUAUAAAUAUUAUUUCCGUUAUAAUUUUACAAAAUAAAAAUAUAUUAUAUUCUUUAAACUAUAAUACAGUUUUGUGAUUAUAAUAUAAUAUCACUUAUUGUUUCUGAUUUAAUGCACUUUGUGUUGUGUUAAUGUACAUUAAUUAUGAUAAUUUAAUUUGUAAUAUUUUGUUCAAACCAUAAUUUAUAGACUUUUUGAAUCGGUCGCUCGUUCCUGCAUGGUUCACAAGCAGCCUACUACAUCAGCAGAUAGCAGAGAUUUGCCAGAUUUAUAAUUAUAGUAUUCAACUUAUUGAAGAUUAAAUACUGAAAUAUAUUAUAUAUUUUAUGUUAUAGUUUUAUAAGAAAAAAAAAAUGAAACAAACUUUUACGAAAUUAAGAAUAAAAAUAAUUAUGUAAUUGUAAGAUCAAAAGAUUAAAAUGCAUAAUAUUAUAUAUUUAAAUAAUUUUAUUUUACUAUUAUUUUCUUUAUCAAUAUAACAUUUAAAUUAGUUAUAUUAAAAUAUUAGUAGCAAUAGUAUGAUUUAGUGAGUAGUGAAUUUUUUAUUUUAGUGUUUAAUAUUUUUAAGUAUCCAUUAUAAUAAUUAUAUGUAUAGAAUAUGAAAAAAUAUUAAUGGUAUUAUAAUCCUGUUUUUGGUAUUAAUUUUAUAAACAUUCAAUUUUGAUUGUUUUGAACCUAUUCUAUUAUAAAAAUACAAUAUUAUACUUUAUUUAAUUAUACUAUAAGUAAAAUAUAUAUAUAUAUAUAUAUAUAUAUAUCGCUUAUUCCACAUAAUAUGUCAUGUUUUAUGACAUAAUUAAUUAAUACAGCUCGAUUGUUUUUCUUCAAUCUGUUACUUUAAAACUUUAAUAAAAUAGUUAUUGCGUGUAGGUUUUUUUUUUUCAAAAUUAAUAUUAUGAGUGAACAAAUAGUUAAUGUAUUAUAUCUUGCAUUGUCAUUAAACAAUAUCAUUUAUCAUUAUAUUAUACUAAAAACAUUUUAAUGA